UUGUGGAAACAAAACUAGUUUACAGUCAUUAAUAUUUUUAUUUGUUCAAUAUAUUUAAAAAAUUGUUCCUGUGACUGCAAUAAUAAUGACUGCAAUAAUAAUAUGAUAAUUUAUUUCGGCAUGUUCAUGCGAAGUCGUGACAAAAAAAAGAAAGGAAGCAGCUAACAACGAGAGGAACGUGCUUAUAGACUCCCUGCCAUAACUACGCUUUCCCUAUCAUGCUGUUGAAGGUGACGAGUUCCCCUCUUUACCGGUUACUCCGUGCAAACCUCCACCCUGCAAAAAAAAAAAACAUGGACUCUGAGAUCGUGGCCACCCUCUCCUCACUCAUCAACUCCAGGUCUGACGCCAUUGAAGGAAAUAGUAGGUGCGAACACCAUGUUAAUCGAAGGCUUGAAACAGACUGUGGAGUUUGCAUGUGGUGAAAUCAAGGAUGUGAAAAUGAGUUGAAAAAAGUGUUGAAAAGGUGGAACAGAAUUCAAUGGUAGCCUAGUGGUUAGAGCGUUGGACUAGUAACCGAAAGGUUGCAAGUUCGAAUCCCCGAGCUGACAAGGUACAAAUCUGUCGUUCUGCCCCUGAACAGGCAGUUAACCCACUGUUCCGAGGCCGUCAUUGAAAAUAAGAAUUUGUUCUUAACUGACUGACAACAAAGUCAAGGUAUUGGAGUGGGCAGAACUGAAAAAGCAUGUGCGAGCAAGGUUUACAAACCUGACUCAGUUACAUCAGCUCUGUCAGGAGGAAUGGGCCAAAAUUUUCACCCAACGUAUUGUGGGAAGCUUGUGGAAGGCUAUCCUAGGCCGUCAUUGAAAAUAAGAAUUUGUUCUUAUCUGACUUGCCUAGUAAAAUAGAGAUAAAAUAAAAAUAAUACCACAUACGUCUCACUGAUCUGGAGCAAUACACAACCAGAUGGAACCUGAGACUACGGCGUGCCAGAGGUGGAGAAUGAAGAUGUGCGACAAGAGGCUAUCCGCAUCUGCGGAAUAACAAACGUUGCCGAUACUAUCGACGUUGUGCAUCGCCUCGGUAAGAAGCAACAGCAAAACGAUUCAAGACCUAGGGGUAUCAUCAUCCUCUUCACUGCCAGAUUCUACAGGGAUGCUGUCUGGAAAGCUGCUAGGAAGAACGCCUUCCUUCAGAGCCAUGGUCUGCUUUUCGCCGAGCAUCUCAGCCCGGAGGACAUAGAAAGAAGGAACAACGAUCAAGAAAGCACGACAUGAGGGAUUUCAGGACCCACGUUGAUGCGUCAUGCAGGUAUUCCGAGGAGUUCACCAACAUAUAUUAUGACUGCAUGGACAAGAACAGGAUGAACUUGAUACGACUCUACCUGGACAAAGCAACCCUGGUCUGGAAUGGGAAUGCUGUGUUAGGGCAGUCUGCUCUUGGGGACUUCUUUCAGUCGCUUCCCUCCAGCGAGUUCAGUGUCCAGACCCUUGACUGUCAGCCAGUGCACGAACAGGCAACCCAGGGCCAGACCACGCUGUUGGUGUUGAAAGCAGGACAUGUGAAGUUUGACGGACAGAAGCAGCGUUACUUCAAUCAGAACUUCCUCCUCACAGCCCAGGCUUCUCCCACCAGUGACCAGCCUGUCUGGAAGAUCGCCAGUAACUGUUUCUGCUUCCAGGACUGGAGUAGCUAUUCAUUAGGGCACACAAUGGCAACGGGAUACGAAACAAGCGUUUUAUUUUACCAACAAGCAAGUUUGUUAAGAACACAUUCUUAUUUACAAGGACAGCCUACACCGGCCAAACCUGGACGACGCUGGGCCAAUUGUGCGCUGCCCUAUGGGACUCCCAAUCCCGGCCAGUUGUGAUACAGGCUGGAUUCGAAUCAGGGUGUUUGUAGUGACUCCUCUGGCACUGAGAUGCAGUGUCUUAGACUGCUGCGCCACUUUGGAGCCCAAUAAUAACACAAUAGACAAGUUGGACAAGUUUCAGUCUGUUUGGUACCUAAUGAGUACAACCCUGCUUUAAGAUGUUUGCUCUUUUUUAUACCACUAUCUACCAGUCUUAUAAUAGUUGGUAAAUAUGCCCUUUCUUUGAAGUUACACU
Oncorhynchus masou masou (cherry salmon) is the source of this 2048-nucleotide messenger RNA. RefSeq names its product NTF2-related export protein 2-like. The record is from RefSeq and is a predicted model, not a curated record. Gene Ontology annotation, biological process: poly(A)+ mRNA export from nucleus. The transcript has 4 exons. Gene Ontology annotation, cellular component: nuclear pore central transport channel. Lineage: Eukaryota; Metazoa; Chordata; Actinopteri; Salmoniformes; Salmonidae. The coding region runs from base 1214 to 1810 and encodes 198 amino acids.